AUGGAGGCCGCGGCCGCAGCGAAGGCGUCCCGGGCCUCCUGGCUCGCUCGGAGCCUGGCCGCAGCAGCGCCUUGUUACAGCGGCGUGUUCGUCUUCUUCGCCGCGCUCGUCGCCGGAGCUCUCGUCUCCGCCUGCUGGAUGUCUGUCAGCGCCAGAGUCACUCCGAUCACUCCUGUCGCCGCCACUCAAUCCAUAGCACACAACGCCGCAACGGGGCAGGUGCCAGCGCCGGGUCCGCCAUGGUUCACCGGCGUCAUCGGCGGGAGCACGAACCAAACGCCGUCCGCGGCGCCCAGUUCCGCGCCACCGCCUCGGGAGGUGCCAGUGCCAGCGCCAGCACCACCCACCCCGGCGCCCGCGGAAGCAGCCGUGCCGCCGGACUGCCCGUCCUACUUCCGGUGGAUCCACGAGGACCUGCGGCCGUGGCGCGCCGCGGGGGUCACGCGCGACGCGGCGGAGGGCGCGCGCCGGCUAUUCGCGCCCAAGUUCCGCGUCACCGUGGUCGCGGGCCGCCUGUACGUGGCGCGCUACGGCCGGUGCUUCCAGACGCGGGCCGCGUUCACGCAGUGGGGCAUCCUGCAGCUGCUCCGCCGCUACCCCGGCCGCAUCCCGGACCUCGACCUCAUGUUCGACUGUGAGGACCUGCCCGUCGUCAGCGCUGGCGACCGCCACCAGCUGGCCCAGGCUCCGCCGCCGCCGCUGUUCCGGUACUGCGGCAGCGAGACGACGCUGGACAUCGCCUUCCCUGACUGGUCAUUCUGGGGUUGGCCUGAGCUUAACAUAAAGCCAUGGGAAGCGCUGCGGAGGGAGAUCAACGAAGGGAACGCCAUGGUGAACUGGACGGACAGGGCGCCGUACGCGUACUGGAAGGGGAACCCCAUGGUGGGCGCCGAACGCCUGCUCCUCCUCAGGUGCAACGCGUCCGGCAAGCGUGACUGGAACGCGCGGGUAUACGCGCAGGACUGGGGAAAGGAGGUGCGGCACGGAUUCAGGGGAUCGGACCUGUCCAAGCAGUGCACGCACAGGUACAGGAUUUACAUCGAGGGGCGGGGGUGGUCGGUGAGCGAGAAGUACAUCCUGGCGUGCGACUCGGUGGCGCUCAUGGUGCGGCCGAGGUUCCACGACUUCUUCUCGCGGGGGCUGUCGCCGCUGCGUCACUACUGGCCCGUCCGCGGCGACCGCGGCAUGUGCCGGUCCAUCAAGUACGCCGUGGACUGGGGCAACGCUCACACGGACAGGGCGCAGGAGAUGGCAGGGAACGCGAGCAGGUUCAUCCAGGAGGAGCUGACGAUGGAACGCGUCUACGACUACAUGUUCCACCUCCUGACAGAGUACGCCAGGCUGCUGCGGUACAGGCCCGCGGUGCCGCGCGGCGCCGCGGAGGUGACCGUCGAGUCCAUGACCCGGGGAAGGCGGGGGCUGGAGAGGCAGUUCAUGAUGGACACGGCGGUGGCCAGCGCGAAUGGCGAAGGCCCCUGCAGGCUGCAGCCGGCUUACAACGCCGAGGAACUAGAGGCGCUGCGAAGAGCGAGAGAGGAGGCGGUGAGGCAAGUGGAGGCGUGGGAGAGUGACGGUUGA
Messenger RNA from Miscanthus lutarioriparius, 1578 nucleotides. The record is from the annotation of a GenBank genome assembly. Lineage: Eukaryota; Viridiplantae; Streptophyta; Magnoliopsida; Poales; Poaceae.